Molecule: messenger RNA, 1125 nt
Organism: Chaetomium strumarium
Lineage: Eukaryota; Fungi; Ascomycota; Sordariomycetes; Sordariales; Chaetomiaceae
Exons: 2
Coding region: 1-1125 (374 amino acids)
Source: RefSeq, a predicted model, not a curated record
AUGCUUUAUCCCACGAUCAUAUGGGCGUUCUGUCCGAUUUACAUCUACACCGUGGUUGAUCAGACUAUUCUACCUCUGAACAGAGAUUUCGAAUCUCCGGAGAACAGUAUGGGUGUUCUGAGCGUUCUGUCUGGUCAUGUAGUUAUAAAAUCCCGACUGGUUCCCAGCUUCCGACCGAAGACCAUCUUCCCCAUCCAUCAUCCCCUUCAGACAGAAGACACCAUCACAUCCAUCGUCCUCUUCAGACAGGAAGACCCUGUUUAUCCAUCAUCGUCUUCCCACAUUUAUUGUCUCAUCAAGCGACACAUUUGCACCAUGACCAACGAGAAUAACACUAAGACUCCCCUUCGUUGGGAGACCCUUCCGCGGAGCCCCUUCCGUUGGUUGGAUGAAUCCUUCCCCAAGGAUGAAGUUGAGGUUGCGGAGGUCGAGACCAACCGUCGAAGCAAAAGCCGCUUCAGCUUCGAUGAGUCUUCGAACGAAUCUCCCAUGAAUAAGGUGAAGACUCAAGAGAUCGCUCACCGUCGUAAGCCCGAAAAUCAGAGCGACGGCUCACUCUACGACGGCCACUACGACGACGACGAGACCGCCGACCACACCAACCUACACAAAGGAGGCGAGCCGCCGUCGGAAGAGCCCGCCACUCCUCCCACGGCGUUCAUCGACCAACGACAUCAAGUCAACACUCAAGAAGAGGUGGCCGCCCUCCUCGGCGAGGAGUGGUAUCCGCAGACACUCCCUCCCCGCAAGCGGCGCUGCCACCGCCUGGGACCUAAUGAGGUAGUCGACUACGCGCGGUUGUCGCUCAAGACUGCCGAGGACUACGAGGGGUAUCACUCCCUGCCCAAGAUCAACUUCCAUGACACGGAAGAGGAUCGCCAGGCUGCUCUUGAACGGGACAGUCUGCUUGUGUACUUGACACAAGCUCAGACGGGAGGAACUCAGGAGGCAGAGCAGAUGGGACAGCAGAGUGGCACUCAGACGGGGACCGACAUGGGAUCUCAGACUAUGGGAGCUCAUAUGGGAUAUCACAGAGAUGACGAGUGGCAGCCCGUCGUGGAGCACAUCGAGGAUGUUGCUGCCGAGGGCAGCUACGAAGGAGGAGCCGGGGGAACAGAACGCUGA